Molecule: messenger RNA, 1662 nt
Organism: Didymodactylos carnosus
Lineage: Eukaryota; Metazoa; Rotifera; Eurotatoria; Philodinida; Philodinidae
Source: the annotation of a GenBank genome assembly
AUGUUAUUAUACUUAUUUAUACUGUUAUUUUUCUCAAUAACUUGUUUAUCAUUACCAACAGAAUUAACAUUGGGCUUUCUCGGCCCUACGAAUGAUAAUAAUGUAGCAAGUCUCGUAGGUGGACAUCCAGCAUUGUUUGCAUUUAAAUUAGCAAUUAAAUCUAUAAAUAAUCGGUCAGAUCUUCUACCAAAUACUAAAUUAAAUUGUAUAAUUCAUAAUACAAAUUCAAGUGUUGGCAACACUAUUAUUGACACAUUUAUACAAAUACAAAAUUAUAGUGUCAUAGGCAUUAUAGGUGAAUACAAUUCAUUGACAUCACAGGCUGCUCAGUUUGUUGCACGUCAUUACAAAAUACCACAAAUAUCAUAUGGAGCUACAUCAGCUAUAUUUACAGCUGAUCAAAGCGAACAGUAUCCAUAUUUUCUACGUACAAUACCAGAUUUAAAUUUAGAAUUAAAUGCAUUAGCGUAUUUUAUUCAUAAACAAGAAUGGCAUAAUAUUGCUCUUUUAUAUACAUCAGAUAGACCUAAUUUUCAUAAUGUUGACAGAUUUAUUAACUCAACAAAAUCAUUAAAUAUAACUAUACUUACUCGUAGAGCAUUUGUUAGUGGUGCUGUUAAUAUUAGUUUAGCAGAUCAUUUUGCAGAAAUAAAAAACUCAAAAGCACGUAUUAUUGUAUUUAUUGGUACAUUAAAAGAUCAAAAAGAAGUCAUUCGUAAUUGUUUAGAAUUAGCUCCUGAAUUAAUUUUUAAUGGUUAUCAAUGGAUUGCUGUUCAUAAUAGUAUGUAUCGAGCUGUCUAUUUGAAUUCCAGUAGAGGUAUUGAACAAGAUAACUAUAAAUGGGUACAAGGACUUAUUGGUUUACAAAAUUCUGCUGCAACUAAUUCACCGGAGUAUAAAAAAUAUAGGAAAGAAUGGUAUUCUACCCCAUUCGAUAUAGAAACACCAAGUAUUUAUCCAAAUGAUACUAAAGAAGAUAUACCAAUUAUUGCUAAUUUUGCUUAUGAUGCUUGUCUAAUGUUUGCUCAUGCUCUUCAUCAAAUGAUCGAAAAAGAUAAAAUAGAUCCAACUCUAGAAGAAAAUCGAUCAUCGUAUUUGAGUAUUCUAAAAAAUAUUAGUUUCUCCGGUGUUAGUGGUAUUGUUUCAGUAGAUAGAAAUGGGGAUCGUUCACCAGCUUCGUUCGAUAUUCUUAAUUUUCAAAAUGAUUCACUUGUUAAAAUUGGCUCAAUAACUGGUGAAGGAUAUCUUACUUCAUUUAAUGAAACUGCGGUUAUCUAUAUGCACGGAAACCGAAUUAAACCAUUGGAUUUACCUAGUCGACCUAUAAUAAAAAUUUCUCGUUGGAUAAUGAUUAGUAUGAUAACUGGAAGUAUAAUAUGUACUAUUCUUUCAUUAUUUAUGAUUAUUUUAACAUAUAGUCUACGUCAAACACCCGUUUUUAAAGCAUCAAGUCCAACUUUUUUAAUUCUAAUGUUAAUUGGAGUGGGCUGUUUGACAUUAUCGGUUGUACCACGUUCAUUAGAAGGAUUAUUCUCAACCUCAACUGUUGUAUGUAUAUUGGAUUUAUGGCUUGCUAAUAUUAGUUAUACAUUAAUUAUUGGAACAUUACUGCGGGAAAAUCUUCAAAGUACUGCAAGAGUCGCAGAAAAUGAAAAAUUUUAA